Molecule: messenger RNA, 1027 nt
Organism: Rhincodon typus (whale shark)
Lineage: Eukaryota; Metazoa; Chordata; Chondrichthyes; Orectolobiformes; Rhincodontidae
Product: procollagen-lysine,2-oxoglutarate 5-dioxygenase 2-like
Exons: 5
Biological process (GO): peptidyl-lysine hydroxylation
Cellular component (GO): endoplasmic reticulum
Molecular function (GO): procollagen-lysine 5-dioxygenase activity
Source: RefSeq, a predicted model, not a curated record
GAAUAUCCCAGAGUGACUGUCGGCAUAUUCAUUGAACAGCCAACACCUUUUCUUCCAGAGUUUUUGGAAAGACUUCUAACCAUCAAUUAUCCAAGGGAGAAGCUUAAAUUCUUUAUUCACAAUAAAGAGGUUUACCAUGAGAGACAUAUACACAAGUUCUGGGAGAAACACAAAGGUGAACUCGAAGCGAAGUUUGUGGGUCCUGAGGAGAUCCUGAGUGAAGGAGAUGCCAGGAACAUGGGAAUGGAUUACUGUCGCCAGGAUCCAGAGUGUGAUUAUUACUUCAAUCUUGAUUCUGAUGUUGUUUUGACGAACGCAGAUACGCUGAAAAUAUUAAUUGAGCAAAACAGGAGGAUAAUUGCACCAGUGAUCACCCAGUAUAAAAAACUGUGGUCCAACUUUUGGGGUGCUCUGAGUCCUGAUGGUUAUUAUGCACGCUCUGAGGAUUAUGUUGAUAUUGUCGAAGGAAAUAGAGUAGGUAUAUGGAACGUUCCCUACAUAGCGCACGUGUACCUUAUCAAAGGAACUGCCUUGAGAACAGAUUUAAAAGAGAAAAAUUAUUUUAACCAGGAGAUGACGGAUUCUGAUAUGUCACUUUGCAGAAAUAUCAGGGAACAGGUAAGGGGUUGGCAUGUCCUAUUUUUGCAAUAUUGUUUUUUGUAAUAAUAUUCAUUUUGGCAAGUCUUUUGUAGGAAAUUCCAUCUCAAAUAGCUGUAUCCUAUUAUGACAAUAUUCUAAAUGAUUCGUAAGUGAAACCCUCCUUAUAAUAUCAACCAAAGGACAAUGCUUAAAUAUCUUAAUUAAAUUAGUAAUUUAACCUUACUGAUAAUUUACUACAAUAAUUUUGAUUGUCAAUUGCAGCAAUAUAAAUAAUGUACAGAAUCCUUCAGUGAAGUGGGCUCUUAAAUUAAUUGUUUUUGAAUGAUCCUCAUGGUGCAUGUUUCACUGAGGAGAUCACUUGCAUCAAAAUUGCACAUAACCUACCUAACUAUUAUAUGGGAAAAAAAGGUCUUUCAAAACUGCACAA